This is a messenger RNA of Miniopterus natalensis, 1011 nucleotides long. The record is from RefSeq and is a predicted model, not a curated record. Lineage: Eukaryota; Metazoa; Chordata; Mammalia; Chiroptera; Miniopteridae.
AUGAUGAAACCUACGUCGGAGCUGCUUCAUAACGUCAUCUUUAGCCUGACACUAUUUACCCAGAAAUCAGACUGUCUAGGAAAGUCGUGGAAGGCGCUGACGCUGUCGCAGAAGCGGCCCUACGUGGACGAGGCGGAGCGGCUGCGCCUGCAGCACAUGCAGGACUACCCCAACUACAAGUACCGCCCGCGCAGGAAGAAGCAGGCCAAGCGCCUGUGCAAGCGCGUGGACCCCGGCUUCCUCCUGAGCUCCCUUUCCCGGGACCAGAACGCCCUGCCCGAGAAGCGCGGCGGCGGCCGGGGCGCGCUGGGCGACAAGGAGGACCGGGGUGAGUACUCGCCCGGCGCCGCCCUGCCCGGCCUGCGGGGCUGCUACCACGAGGGCCCUCUCCACUGCCGCCACCCCCUGGGCUCCCUGGCCCUCGGCCAGUCCCCGGGCGUCUCUAUGAUGUCCACUGUGCCAGGCUGUCCCCCGUCUCCUGCCUAUUACUCCCCUGCCACCUACCACCCCCUCCACUCCAACCUCCAUGCCCACCUGGGCCAGCUCUCCCCGCCUCCCGAGCACCCCGGCUUCGAUGCGCUGGAUCAGCUGAGCCAGGUGGAACUCCUGGGGGACAUGGAUCGAAAUGAGUUCGACCAGUAUUUGAACACUGCUGGCCACCCGGACUCCGCUGCGGGGGCCGCGGCCCUCAGUGGGCAUGCCCCGGGCUCUCAGGUGACGCCCGCGGGCCCCACAGAGACCAGCCUCAUCUCCGUGCUGGCGGACGCCACGGCCACGUACUACAACAGCUACAGNGUGCAGCCCGGCCGCCUGUCCAGCCCGGCCGCCUGUCCAGCCCGGCCGCCUGUCCAGCCCGGCCUCCACGGCGCCACUCUCGGUCCUGGACACAGCAGAGCCCACCGCCCUGUGCGGCCGCCCCGCGGGGGAGGGAGGGCGGUGAACUGGCUGCAGAUCCCAGCGCCCUCUCCCUCCCCUUCCCCGCCCUCCCCUCUCCAGCAGCCUGCGUUUUGA